AUGCUCGUCUCCGCACUGUUGAUCUCUUCAAUUGUCGCCACGCCGAUCGGGAGCGCUACCGACUCGCAACUCGUUGGCAUCGACCGUCAACGCAGGGAUGGUGACACAAAGUGCCCCAACGAUCGCCCGUUUGUAUGCUACGUCUAUGAGGCACUUGGCCAAGACUACCCGGCAUGGCUCAAGAAAGUUGGGGAUGGCAGUGAUGAGGACGACAUGAAGUGCGCCGCGUGCUCGGUGGAGAAGCUCAAAGAAUGCCUGACCACGGCCAGCUUCACCGCUAACAACGCUGCGGAGGCGCUGUACUUCCCCUUCAACCUAUGCACACGGGAGAUGUUGGCCUCGGGGCUAUGCGAGGGGAAGAGUUUGCACAUCGAAGCAUAUAUGCCAAAAUCAAUCCCGCACACGACGCAAUACUUCCUCCAAUGCGAUGCUGGAUUUGUCAUCCCGCACGAUCCGAAGGGCACCCCACCAUACUACGCGCUUCGUCGGGCACUGUCGGGACCGUACGCCUCGUUGAAGAGCGAGGAAGAGACGAUCGACCUCUGGCAAAGUCUAAAAGUUCCUGAAACCCCUGCCGAGCAGACAUCCGUCGACAAGGAGAAGGCAGAAGCACAACACGAAGAUCGUGUCAAACGACAGAGUUCCGCACUUCCAGCCGUCUCCUAUCCACGCUGCAUCAAGAUCGACGGACUCCCGGCGGAUCAGAAGGCCAUCGUGCAAGCCGACGAACUGCUCGAUUGCGACAAGAACCCGUUCUACAAGGAACUGGGCCACGAAUCGCUGACCGUCACCAAGUUGCCCCUUUGCACCGAGGUCGAUCCGAAUCAGAAAUUCUGCCGAACCUCCGCGGACAGCCAGUCAACAAAACCCACCGCAACAACCCCGGUUGCAGAAGGGUUUCUCGACCGGCUUACUGUUCCGGAACCCUGGGCAUUGGUCAGCUUCGUCCUCGCCUGCAGCGUCAACGCGUUGACGAUCAUCGCAACAGCCGUCGCCUGGUAUAUUCGAUUCGGACGGCCGGAAAAGGACGACGAUGAUGAUGAUGAUGAUGAGGAGAUGGAUUCGCAUUCUCGCAAGCACGACUCGUCAAAGAAGAAGACGGGCGACGGCGACGACGCG
Molecule: messenger RNA, 1119 nt
Organism: Mesorhabditis spiculigera
Lineage: Eukaryota; Metazoa; Nematoda; Chromadorea; Rhabditida; Rhabditidae
Source: the annotation of a GenBank genome assembly